Molecule: messenger RNA, 2041 nt
Organism: Thrips palmi
Lineage: Eukaryota; Metazoa; Arthropoda; Insecta; Thysanoptera; Thripidae
Gene: Orc6
Product: origin recognition complex subunit 6
Exons: 6
Coding region: 352-1125 (257 amino acids)
Biological process (GO): DNA replication initiation; DNA replication
Cellular component (GO): nuclear origin of replication recognition complex
Molecular function (GO): DNA binding
Source: RefSeq, a predicted model, not a curated record
GCGUAGGUUGCAUUCUUGGAGAGCAGAAGCAGAAAGGCGCGAAAGCAAAAGCUGUCUGUUUGUUUACGUUUUGCAUCAUGUGAAAGGUUUCAAGGGUUUCGAGUUUCGAGCCAACUGUCAGCACAAACAAAGCGCGGCGCGGAUUCAGCGCAAGCAGCAACAAUUCGCGGAACGCGAUUCCACGCGUGCUGCCGUUCGCGAAUGCACCGCGAAGCGUGAAACGCGAAUCAAUCGCGAUCCCAGAGCGCGCAGCAAUCCGCGAAAUUCGCGAAAUUCGCGAAAUAAUCGCGUUCCAGCUCCAGCGCGAGCAGCAAUCCGCGAUCCACGAACCGCGCCGCAAUUUAGCGCAGGAUGGCCUCCUCAGAUGGAAAGCUACUGAGUUUGAUGGCAGGCAAAAUGGGAAUUAACUCGGACAAAGCGCUCAAACGAGCCAGCGAGUUCUUACGCCUCCUCCAGUUGAAAGUUACAGCCUCCAGUGGUCUCCGGCAGUUCAGUGAUACCAGUCGUGUAGUUAUGUGUCUCGAUUUGGCAUGUAAUAAAUUGGGCUAUCCUUUCGACAAAUCGAAUCUUCUGAAACUAGCUGGACUGAACAAGAAGCUGUACUCAAAUGGUCUAAAUCUCAUUGAAAAUCUGCUAGAUCUGUCCAAACCCGUUAAUAUUAAUACACUGUGUGUCCAGCUCGGUGUUAGUGAGGUUGCCUCUCAUGCUCAGAAAAUUCUUGACAAGUACGUUGAACUGCACGCUCAGGGACCCAAUGGAGCCAGACCAAUAGAUACUAAUAUGCCUAUUUACCACUGUGCUUCUGUAUUUAUGGCAUGCAAACACAACAAAGUGAAAGUAGAUAGAUCUCAGUUAAUAGAGGCCUCGCGAGUAAAAAAAGUCCAAUUUGAUAAAUUAAUUGAAGAUUUUGUGCCAGUAUUAGAUAAUAUGGGUCCAAAAGAGGUGAAGAAAAGUGCCUCCAAAAGAUCUCACAAACUCAUUGAUCUUGUCACAAAGUAUGAUGAAGAAAGUAAAGGUACAGAAAAUGAAGAAGAGGCAGGCCAAAAAGAAUCAAGUGAUGCAGAAAAAGAAGACUUUGAGGUAUGGAAAAAAAGGAUACUUGGUGAAGCUUAUGAAGCUAAUUAAAUAGAAGUUUUGAAUUUUUUUGCCAUAUUCAUGUGAGCGUUUAAAGUAGUUUUGAUGAAUGUGAAUUUUUGUCAGUAAGGGAUGUGCUGCAAUUGUGUUGCAUAUUCAAGAGCAUAUUGAAACAAGUAGUUUUGAAGGAUGUGACUUUUUGUUGGUAGGAGUUGUACUGCAUUUGUGUUGUACAUUUGAGGGCUGAUUCAAAUCAGUUUUGACGGAUGUGGAUUUUUCUUAGUUUAAGUAGCACUUUAAUAGUUAAAAUUAUUUUGCACAUUUACUAGUGCAUAUGGGCAAGUUUUGAUGAAAGCUAAUUUUCGUUGAUAAAGGAUGCAGUCAUUUUUCAUAUCUACUCACUGUCAUAAAAAUUUUUUCAAUUGAUGGAAUUUUUUUAAAAAGCAGUUGCGCUCAAAAAAAAUUAUUUUGCAUAUUUACUUGCGAUUGUGACAAAGUUUUGGGACUGUUUGUUUCUUUGAGUUCUGUGGUAGUUGCGUUGGACAUUUGAGUGCGGAUUUUAACAAGUUUUGAAGGAUGUUAAUUUUUUUGUUAGUUGUAGUUGUGCUACAGUUGCGUUGCUCAUUCAAGCGCGGAUUGGGACGAGUUUCAACGGUUGUGACGUUCGUUUUUUUUUUGGGGGGGGGGGAAUUGCGUUUUUUCUCUUUUUUGGAAUAUAUCCAUCGCGAUUUUGUACAAUUUUCUUGGAGUUGUGCUGCUGCUGUGUUGCUCAUUCGAUCGCGGAUUUGAACAAGUUGUGAUGCAUGCAAAUUUUCGUCUCUGUAGUUGACAAAUGUCUGUUUUAUUGUAUUUAUUCAACAAAAUGUAAUUGCGCGAUUGCUUUAGUGUUCAUUUUCAUUUCAUCAUCUCGCAGGCCCAUCUCUAUUCAAAUUGGUUCAACAAAAUAUAAAUCCUACACAAAAUAGAA